AGUCCUCGAGAGGUUGCUCCACCACGACCUUGUUGCAUCGAGGCGCUAAACCCACGUGGCGUUGGUGUUGGACGGUUGGACGGGCGGAACGAGAAGUCAAGGUUGGGCUGUGCAGCUUCGCGUCUUGCUUUCCUUCCUCUACCCACCACGCGCGUCUUCCCCUUCCAUCGUCAUGGCGAGGGGACCCAUCCCAUCCAGCUCGACAACGGCGCAAGAAGAGCGCGAGAGGGUCUUGACUCGCCGCCUCGCGGCUUCGCAGGAGAAGCUGUGGGAGCAGAGUCAGACGUUGCUGGAGCGCAGCCGACUCAGGUCAAUGCGGGGAGAUCGAGUCGGAGCGCUGCAGGAUGCCAAGCGUGCUUUGGCCCUUUUCCCAGCGAACAUAGAGUACCUGAUUAGAGCUGCCGAGACGCUCCUAGACAGCGGCUUCCCCGACAAGGCCUCGAGAGCCUUUGAGCAGGCAGAGGGCGCCGCCAAUAUCGAAGGUACGACGAGCGAGAUUUGCGCCGCCCUCUCCACCCUCGCAAAUCGUCUACGGCCGUUCGACAUGCUGCCCAACGAAAUUCUGGCGACCAUCUUUGAACACGUGUACGCAGACUGGCAACGAUUACCUUCACCCUUCCAGCUGCCGCACGUCUGCCGACGCUGGCGCAGCAUUGCAAAAAUCACACAAAGUCUAUGGAGAGAUCUUCGCAUCCUGCGGGUACCGACCAAACUAUCAACAUUCACACCUAACUUGAGCGUCGAGCUCCGCAGGCCCCCCUGCUUCUCCUCAUCUUCAACCCAUCCAGUCGCCCAGUUCUGUCAUGCUCGAGCUGGCAAUCAUUUGAGACUGAUCAAGCAUUGCGCAGAGCUGUCAAACAAUACGCUCACCCACUUCGAGUUCCACACGCUCAGCGGAGAUCUUGACAUGGCUGCGGCACUACUACAUGUAGCCCAGGGCUCUGCAGCUACGCUGGUUGCAUUGUCCAUCAUCAACAACGACAAGGAUGACGACCCAAUCCCGGGGAGCUUGAGCCUAGCAUUACGCUGUCCUCGCCUGACCUAUCUGGAGCUCAGCCCCAAAUCGAUUCACGGUCGCGAACUCAAGCAGCUGGAAGACGAGGUCAAACAUCUGGACCCCCUGCCGGCCUCACUGAGAACACUCAAAUACAACGACCUAAGCGACCUCAGUAUUCGGCGAGCGAGGCGAACGCGCGAGCUUUUCCUGCAUCGCUGCUCGCAACUCGAACAACUGACUCUCUUGGACAUCUACACCGCUAGUGACAGAGCCCUGUUCGAUGAGGCCGAGCUUGGGACGGAACAUACAUUUCCUCGCGACCUAUUGGUCAGAUGCGCUCAAUCUCUCGUCGAGCUCGAGACCAGCGCUUUCAAAAGCCUCUUCACCAGAGCGAAAGCAGAAGGGCUGUCUGCCCUCCCCCGUUUACGGCGGCUGCGACAUGUGCCCUUCGCCGACUUUGUAGACGAGGAUGUUCCCGACUUUCACGAGCUGGCGCUGCCCAAUCUCAAGGUCAUCGAAGCUCCGAUCAACGUCGUCGAGUCAAUGCACAGGGUUCCUGCACGCGUCGUCUUGCAUCUGCGAUUCAACGAAGAGACAGACCUCCUCUCGCAGAUCAAGUCAUGGCUGCUCUCGCUUGAUGACGACAACACUCCCGAAGAGAUUACGCUGGAGCUACUCGAGCGUAAUGUAGGCACCGAGGACUUCAAUGAAUUGAUCGACGUUCUGAUACCCAGUCGCGCAGGCAGGAUCAUCUGUCCGCAGCUUACGGCCUUUUCCGUCCUCACUCGAGACGAAAUCUACAGCGAAGGGGACGAGGCCAGUCCAUUCGACAUCUACUCAAAGCCAAUUCCCCAGCCCAAAUUCCGAGAAGAUUGGCAGCACAGCGUUAUAGAUGCCUCACGGCUCGCUCGAAUGGAGGCAGAGCGUCGUCGUGUCUCGAAAGGUCUGCCCGCCAUCAACAAUUCCGCAAGCGGCAAGGCUCCGGAUCCCGUUCCUUCAGCCUUCUCUCGUGGCGCUCCCGCCGCAAAGCGAGUGAAGGUAUCGGCGCCGCCCGACAAGGCGUGGGGCCCGUGCGAGGCGCUGAGAUCCAUCAAGAUUGAGUCAUGCUACGUUCAGCCAGACGCCUGGGCAGUGAUGAAGGCCUCGCCGUGUCGAUUCGAGGUGACCCCAGAUCCAGAGGUGGCAGCGAUGCUACCAUGGCAGGAGCCGUCGGCGGCCAAGAGGAAUCGAUUCGGGGAGCGCAAGGUGCAUGCCUGGUGAAGAUCACGAUGUCCACCGCCCUCGGACCACUUCACUCCCUUCCACUUCACACCUUACCUCCGUCUGGACCAGGAUGACGACUUUCUGGCUCUCUCUGUCCCCGAAUCCC
Messenger RNA from Jaminaea rosea, 2366 nucleotides. RefSeq lists its product as hypothetical. The record is from RefSeq and is a predicted model, not a curated record. Gene Ontology annotation, molecular function: protein binding. Bases 173 to 2257 code for a protein of 694 amino acids. The transcript is spliced from 2 exons. NCBI's taxonomy places the organism in Eukaryota, Fungi, Basidiomycota, Exobasidiomycetes, Microstromatales.